This is a messenger RNA of Gasterosteus aculeatus aculeatus (three-spined stickleback), 2745 nucleotides long. Lineage: Eukaryota; Metazoa; Chordata; Actinopteri; Perciformes; Gasterosteidae. The record is from RefSeq and is a predicted model, not a curated record.
GCCUGGUUUCCAGCUGAGUGCCUGCCUCCCUCAGCGUGUGCGCGACGUACGUACGCGCGUGAGCGAGCGAGCGUGUACCGCGUGUGUGCGUGUGCGUGUGCGUGUGUGUGUGUGUGUGUGUUGUCAUUAUUAUCCACUCCGCUCCCAGCUCGGAAUGGCCAGAUUCACUCAGACUGAAACAAGAAGGCAGCAGCAUCCCCAGCAGCCCGCUCACUCCAGCCUGGUUUACAGCGGACCGGGGGCUUCACCGACCCAGCAGCCACUGCUCCUGAUCCCACAUCAGCACCAGUACCCUCAGACCACAUCCCCGAAACCCAUGAACGGGUCAGAACCCAUUUCAAUCCAUCCGGAGAGCGGCAACAUGAAAGACCAAGAUGCCAUCAAGCUGUUUAUCGGGCAGAUACCGCGGAACUUGGAGGAGAAAGACCUGAAGCCGCUGUUCGAACAGUUUGGGAAAAUCCACGAGCUGACAGUUCUCAAGGACCGGUACACCGGCAUGCACAAAGAUGACUCGGCCCAUCCAGGUGAAACCGGCUGACAGCGAGAGCCGCGGAGAAGACAGGAAGUUGUUUGUCGGGAUGCUGAACAAACAACAGACCGAGGAGGAUGUUUACCGCCUCUUCGAACCCUACGGAGUCAUUGAGGAGUGCACGGUCCUAAGAGGUCCUGACGGAAACAGCAAAGGUUGCGCCUUUGUCAAGUUCUCCACACACACCGAGGCUCAGUCUGCAAUCAGCGCCCUGCACGGCAGCCAGACCAUGCCAUUCUCUCUGCCCCCCCAGGGUGCCUCCUCCAGCUUGGUGGUCAAGUUUGCCGACACCGACAAGGAGCGCACCAUCAGACGCAUGCAGCAGAUGGUCGGGCAGUUCGGCAUCUUCAACCCGGCCAUCGCUCUUCCCUUCAGCACCUACAGUUCUUACGCACAUGCGCUCAUGCAGCAGCAGGCAGCCAUCAUGGCAGCAAGCCACGGAGGUUACCUCACGCCCAGCCUGGCCUUCCCCGCCACGCAGAUCCACCAGAUGGGGGCGCUCAACAUCAACAGCCUCCCACCCACCACCAUGACUCAGGUGUCAGGUGACUUCCAUCAAGCCCUGGGCCUCAGCUCUCCGCCAGCCAACAUCACCACCUCCGCCGUGCCCAGCCUCGUCACGCCCAUCGUCAACGGGUUCACCGGCAUCCCCCAUCAGCCCAACGGACACCCCGCGGUGAGGACCAUGUACACCAACGGCCUGCCGCCCUACUCCACCCAGAGCCCCACCGCCGCCGACACCCUCCAGCAGGCCUUCACCGGAGUGCAGCAGUACACAGCAAUCUACCCGACCACCACGCUGACUCCGAUUGGCCAGACGCUGCCCCAACCCCCCCAGGUCAUCCAGCAGCAGCAGCAGCAGCAGCAGAGAGAAGGUCCGGAGGGUUGUAACCUGUUCAUCUACCACCUGCCACAGGAGUUUGGGGACAAUGAGCUCAUGCAGAUGUUUCUGCCCUUCGGCACCGUCAUCUCCUCCAAGGUCUUCAUGGACCGGGCCACCAACCAGAGCAAGUGCUUCGUUUUCGUGAGCUUCGACAACCCGGCGAGCGCGCAAGCAGCUAUCCAAGCCAUGAACGGCUUUCAGAUCGGGAUGAAGAGGUUGAAAGUGCAGCUAAAGAGACCGAAGGACGCCAGCCGCCCUUACUGACACAGCCUACCUUCAGUAUUCAUUGCAGCAGCACAGGUUUUAGAGGACACGUGAAGAUAUCUCGGAGGAGUUCAACUUUUUUUUUUUCUUUGAAAGCAAAAUAUGUUUAAAAAAAAAAAAAAAAAAAAAUCAACACAUAAGGAAUUUUUGAAGACAUAUCAGCAUUUACUUACGAAGAUAUAGGUUACGGCGGGAAAAACAGAAGACGCGAAAGAGGAGUCACCGGGGGACUUGACAGUAACAGAUGGCACAGUGCAAGAAAGACGAGGAGGAAAAAAAAAAAACUGAAAAAAGAUGUGAUGAGACUGAACAACGGAACUUUUUCUUGUUGAGACUUGAAUUGUUAAUUAAGCAACAAACUAACAAACAAAAAAGCAGCAACAACAAAUAGAUUUCUAUAUACAUAUUAUAUACACAUAUAUAUAAGGGAAGAGGCGCUUGUGGCUUUUACUGUACUGGACAAAUGAGGGUUAAAACUUGAAGAUCAAGAAAAACAGUGGAAAAAAAGGAGCUAUUCUAUUGGUCCACUGACAGACUUUCUUUCUCUUUCCCUCUUUCUCUAAUUCUCUCACCGUCUCUCUCAGCAAGCUCGGAGGUCACUGAGGUUUCCAUUAGCAACAGCAGAACUGCAAAUAUUUCACCCCUAAGGGACCAAAGGACCAAACAUUUUUAUUGUUCUGAACAGUAAUAUAUAGUAUUAAUGAUACUAAUACUACAAACUACUACUAAUAAUAUUACCAGUUAAACUUAAGAAGAAAUACUAGCUUCAGGUUGAAAAAAAAAAAAAAAGAGGAAAUGGGUUUUGCUUUGUUUUCCUUUUACAUUUAUAGCUACUGGGUUUAAGGAAUAUUAAAACAAAACUGAAAAAAAUAUGUAUAAAGCUAUACUAUUUUAGUGGCGUAGAAUAUGUGGGUUAGACAUUGUUUCGGGGGCAUGUUCAGAUAAUCUUUUUUUUGUUGUUUUUUCUGCCACUCAUCGCUUCAUCUGCGUGGCGGUAUUUCAUCUCGGGGGGGUUGUGACCCGCCGGUGUUGUUGUGUCAGUGGAAGACGGAAAAAAAAAAAAAAAAAA